This is a messenger RNA of Erythranthe guttata (spotted monkey flower), 1777 nucleotides long. RefSeq lists its product as uncharacterized. NCBI's taxonomy places the organism in Eukaryota, Viridiplantae, Streptophyta, Magnoliopsida, Lamiales, Phrymaceae. The record is from RefSeq and is a predicted model, not a curated record.
AAGUUUCAUUUUAUUUUGGUUGUUUUCCCGAAACAAAAACGCGUUUGUUUUGCAUUUGAAUUUAUUUUGGAAAUAUUUUGUGCAAAUAAAUCCAGAAUUUUCUUUAAAUGUUUACCUCGAUUUCAACCCACCAACUGCGCUGCUGUCCCCUUUUCUCUCCUCUAUCACGUGAUCACCUUUUCUCUCCUCUUCAUUUUUUUCAAGUCACUUCCCACUUAACAUUUCUUCUUUUUUAUUUAUUUUUUUAUUUUUUCCAUUUUCUAUCUUCUCUCCUUAAUUGUUUUCCAGAUCUUCCUCCUUCGUUGCUCUCACUCAUUCUUUCUCUCCUCAUAUAUCAUUCCCUAUUUUCUCCACCAACUACAAGCAAUAACUUCUCCCUCAUAAACCCUAUCUUCUUCCAACUACUUGUAAUAACUUUUCUGCCGAUAUCCACUAUUGUAUCUGCAAAAAUAGUGAAGGAAUCCGAUUCUUUGCUUUAUUUUCUUCCUGACACUGAUUUUUUUUUUUUGUCACUGUAGUUUGAUUUCUGAAAAGGCUAUUGUUGUAGUGUGAGGCAGAAGAAUCUCUACUGUGUGAAGCUUGACUGCAUUUUUUUAUGUUAUCUCUCUGUAAUUUUCUCUUAUAUAGUUCAUUCAUUGUAGUUCAUAUAUCACAUAUGACUCCAUCUCUUGCCUCUCUGAUAUUUGUUUCUUCUGAGUCAAAAACGGAGUCCGACGAUCUACUGUGUUCUUCAGUUGAUAGCAAUAUCCCACUUCUUUCCCGGUGUAAGAAAAGAAAGAGAACGAUGUCUAGAUCUGUUAAUAGUGACAAACAACCAAGGUGUGAGAAUGCUCAAUGGCCAUUCUCUAGUGAGGAAAUGUUAGUACAGGUUUGCUAUGAUUCAUACCUUCAAGGACAGCUUCUAACGACCACAUUUUCUAGUUUUGUCUGGGGUACUAUUUGUGAGGAACUGAACAAAAGAACAGAGCAUAAAUAUCAGUACAGUGUAAAGCAAUGCAAACAAAAGUUUAAUAGGAUUAGGGCCCAAUGGAAGUUAUAUUAUCGUUUGUUGAAUCAAGAAACUGGAUAUGGAAUUGAUGAAAUCACGAAAACAAUUACUGGAGACCCGGAGCGUCUUGCUAGUGUUGUGAAGGAUAACAAAGUUUAUGCCCGUAUGUUGAAAACCGGAGUCCCGAAUUAUGACUAUUGCACUGAGAUGUUCUACAAGAAUGUGGCAAAUGGUUAUGUGGCUCGUUCUAGUACGCAGAAUCCGGCCAAUAGCCUUGAAGAAAGUGAGGAAUUGUCUGGCAGCGGAAUGAAGCGGUCAACACCUGAGGUUACUUCGGAGCAAGAAUCAGGUCCCAGCAAUUACAAGAAAAGGGGAUACCACAAGGCAGCCAACAAUGCUGAAAUGAUGCAGUCCAUUAUGGACCAGUUUGGUGGAUUCUUGGAGAAGAACAAUAAUCAUUGGCAGGAGACUUCGAAAAAAAGCAUCGACUGUUGCGUCUCAAUGAUCAAUCAAAUGAAGGACCUUGAUCCGCUUACUCGCAUUAAGGCUUGCACUGCAUUGAAAAGUGCGAGUAUGCGUCAUGUGUUUCUUGCUUUGGAUGCAGGGGAUAGGUGGUUGUGGGUGAAUCAGUUUAGUGGUUGAAUGGAAUUUGGUUGAACGUGUUUUAAUUUGCAUUUGUGUUUUUUUUAAAUUUGAACUUUAAUUAGGUUUUUUCUGUAUGAACAGUGUGUGAAACAAUUCGGGCUCGUUGCUGUUUUUUAUAUGUGAUCAUGUUGACUUUUCAUGUUU